GACAUUUUAGCACAGUUGUGUCAGCAAAAGCAUUAUUAUGGCUCUAAUACUGGGUUUGAUUUAUGUGUUUCAAAUGUAUAGUGGAUGUUUGUGUCAUAACGUUACAAGACCUAACAUCGUGAUGGUGAUGGCUGACGCCUUUGAGGGACGGUUGACAUUUGAUCCUGGCAGCAAAGUUGUGCACUUGCCUUACAUAAACUACCUCAGAGAGCUGGGGAGCACCUUCAUAAAUGCAUACACCAACUCACCCAUAUGCUGUCCAUCCAGAGCAGCCAUGUGGAGUGGCCAGUUUGUACACCUAACCCAGGCAUGGAACAAUUACAAGUGCCUUGAUGCAAAUGCAACCACGUGGAUGGAUUUGCUGGAGAAGAAUGGAUAUUUUACGAAGAUGGUGGGGAAGCUUGACUUCACCUCAGGGCAACAUUCGCUCAGUAAUCGUGUCGAAGCCUGGACCCGUGAUGUCCGCUUUCUUCUGCGCCAAGAAGGUCGACCUGUAACACAACUCGUUGGGAACGCAUCGACAGUGAGAGUGAACACUAUUGACUGGAAAAACACUGACUUGACCACACAGUGGAUUCGCCAGUGGGCUGCGUCCUCACACCAGCCCUUUGCACUUUACCUCGGCCUCAAUUUACCCCACACCUAUAAGACUGAUUCCUUAGGGCCCACUGCUGGAGGAUCCACGUUCCGCUCAUCUCCCUAUUGGCUGAAAAAGGCAGGCAUUGUCUAUCUCCUGUUCCCAAAUGUUUUCCCUCCACUGAUUCUUGUUCCAUGUCCCCAGGUUCAUUCUGAUGUUAUCUCUGUUCCCACGUGGCUGCCAUUGGCUGCCAUGCACCCUGUGGACUACUACUCCACCUUCACCAAAAACUGCAGCGGGACAUUCACAAAGGAGGAAGUUAGAAGAAUCCGGGCCUUCUACUAUGCCAUGUGUGCUGAAGCAGAUGCCAUGCUGGGACAGGUGAUUUCAGCACUGAGAGACACAGGCUUGCUCAACAACACUCUAGUGAUCUUCACAGCUGACCACGGAGAGCUGGCCAUGGAGCACCGGCAGUUCUACAAGAUGUCCAUGUUUGAGGGAAGCGCCCAUGUUCCCUUGCUUAUCAUGGGGCCAGGGCUGGUGUCAGGCCAGCAGGUCAACCAGCUUGUGUCUUUGGUUGAUGUCUAUCCUACUGUACUGGAUAUUGCAAGUAUUUCAGGAGCAGGCAAUCUCAGUGGCCACUCGCUGCUUCCUCUUCUAUCCAAGUACCACGUGUUUUCCAAGAGGCAACAUCCAGACUGGGUUCUGAGUGAAUACCAUGGCUGUAAUGUCAACGCUUCUACAUACAUGCUAAGAAGUGGUCGAUGGAAAUACAUCGCCUAUGCAGAUGGCCUGGCUGUGCCUCCUCAGCUUUUUGACCUAACACAGGACAAGGAAGAACUUCAUAACAUGGCCUUCAAAUUCCCUAAUGUGCAAGCACAACUAGACAAGCAGCUACGCAGCAUUGUAGAUUACCCAAAAGUUUCUAAAACUGUCCAUCUCUACAACAAAAAGGCAUUUAGUGCCUGGCAGCAAAGUGUAGGAAGUAACUAUAGCCAGGUCAUUGCUAAUCUCAGGUGGCAUGUCGAUUGGCAAAAAGAUGUUUUAACCAAUGAAAGAUUGAUUGAUAGGUGGCUGCAUGACUCCUUGUGAUCUACAGUAUAUGCAAUAUAGGGUUGUCAAAGUGUGUCACAGUGAGCCUUCCCCUCAGAGAAUAUAAUAGCCUGAUUUUCUUCAGCAUAUUUUGUAGUUUUCUACCUACACUCUCGCAAUAUGAACAGAAAUCAAUUCAUUUUGUCAUUGAGCAUAUUUGCAGUUGGCUUAGCAGGUUUGAAAAAUGUUUUUCUUUAUUUUUCUAAAGCUGGGGGAGGCCCACUGCACACUUUGAAAACCCCUGCAAUACUUCAUUACUGUAUGUAUGGUUAAAAUUUCACUUUUGACUUUGAUUUUUAUUCUUAAAUUUUUUUUGCCAAUUUUCAGUCAGAUUGGAUUUUUGUAUUGUAUUUAUCAUUUCUGCCAUUGUAAAAUAAAUAUUUUUAUAUAGUUUUAUUAUUAUACAAGCUUUUAUUUUCAA
Molecule: messenger RNA, 2090 nt
Organism: Dunckerocampus dactyliophorus (ringed pipefish)
Lineage: Eukaryota; Metazoa; Chordata; Actinopteri; Syngnathiformes; Syngnathidae
Gene: arsk
Product: arylsulfatase family, member K
Exons: 7
Coding region: 38-1669 (543 amino acids)
Source: RefSeq, a predicted model, not a curated record